AUGGCAGCUGCUUUGAAGAGCUUGGAGGACCCCUGCGUGGACGUGCGCCGCGUGGCUCUGCGCACCCUGGCGCAUCUGGCCGCUCCCGGCGAUGCCUCGGCGCUGCAGCGCGCCGCGGAGCGCUUCGCCGACCGCGCGUGGCCCGUGCGCUGGGCUGCGAUCGAUGCCGUGGCCUGGCUCGCACAAGGAGGCACUGGCGCCACAGUGGCACGAGCUUUUGAGAUGAUCUCGGUGCGUUUAGAAGAUGUGGACUGGCCAGUUCGCAUGGCUGCGGCCAUUGGACUUCGCAACUUGCUUCAUUUUCUUUCGGCGAUGUCUGAAGAGAUGAGGACAGAUGACUUGGAGGCACAUGACGUGGGAAGCAUUGAGGAUGUGAAGAAUCAGCUGGGUCUUGUGCUACACCCAUUGCUGAAACUCCUGCGAGAUCCAGCAAAAGAGAUGAAACUGGCGGCUUUGGAGCUUUUAGCACUGCUUUGCGAGCAGACAAGAAGUGCGUCUUUCAGCAGCCAGCUGCGCAACCAGCUGCAGCACCUCUCACAGGAUCCAGACCUUGCGCGUGCUGUGCAAGCUGCCCAUGAAGCCAUCGAGAGAAGCUUCAGGCUUGAAAGCCAAAAGGUGCCUGAGUCAAGCAAGAGCAUGUAG
Molecule: messenger RNA, 642 nt
Organism: Durusdinium trenchii
Lineage: Eukaryota; Dinophyceae; Suessiales; Symbiodiniaceae
Source: the annotation of a GenBank genome assembly